UUGUUUACUUUUUAUUUUGUUCUUGUUGAUGAUUGACAAUGAACUGAUUUUUUGAUUUCUCUCCAAAUCAUAAUUAGUUUUUUUACAAUUUUCCAUUUUUAAUCAUUCAUAAUCAAUUUCAUCAUGGAAUCUGGAUUGAUUGAAGUUUCCAAAGAAGUUUUAUCCAAACCAAAGGUUAAAGGUUACAUGGCGAUCGACGAGAAAGGUUUAUGUUUACAUUCUGAAGGAAUCAAUGAAAAUCUUUCAGGAAUAUUUUCUUCCAUAGCAAAUUCAGCUAAACUUUUGGAUUCUCAAGAUGAACCUGUCAUUGAAUUGGAAACUGACAAAGGAAAAAUUUUGAUCCAAGGAAAAGGAAAUAUUGUCACAACCAUUUACAAGACUAAAUAGUGAAUAUAUUUUUGUCUUCGUCGUUUUUUACUACCAUUUAAAAGCUCAUAUUGUUACUCUUUUCAUGUUGAUUACUAAAUUAAAUUGGUGAUCGACAUA
Messenger RNA from Panonychus citri (citrus red mite), 486 nucleotides. RefSeq names its product ragulator complex protein LAMTOR5 homolog. The transcript is spliced from 3 exons. Gene Ontology annotation, molecular function: guanyl-nucleotide exchange factor activity. Lineage: Eukaryota; Metazoa; Arthropoda; Arachnida; Trombidiformes; Tetranychidae. Gene Ontology annotation, biological process: positive regulation of TORC1 signaling; cellular response to amino acid stimulus. Bases 124 to 387 code for a protein of 87 amino acids. The record is from RefSeq and is a predicted model, not a curated record. Gene Ontology annotation, cellular component: cytoplasm; Ragulator complex; lysosome.